AUGUCCGUUCUCGCGUAUCCAAACGCCCCAACAGAAGAGCUAGAUGCUCUUAUUGUGGGUGCUGGGUUUUCUGGCUGUUAUCUUCUUCACAAACUACGCGACGAACUGAACCUCAAAGUCAAGAUUUUUGAGACCGGUUCCUCUUUGGGCGGUACGUGGCACUGGAACCGCUAUCCCGGUGCUCGAGUGGACUGUCCCGUUCCCGGUUACGAAUUGUCCAUGGAAGGUGCCUGGAAGCACUGGACUUGGAAAGAGAAGUAUCCAAGCUGGGAAGAGCUACAGGCAUAUUUUGCCCAUAUCGACCAGGAGCUCUCUAUAAGUAAGGAUUGCUACUUCAAUCACGAAGUUGUUUCGGCUCAAUUUCUCCCUGAUGAGCGGAAGUGGGCCGUAGCCACUCGUGGCAGAGUUAUCCUCGCGAAAUGGUUGAUUCCAGCCAUCGGAUUUGCUGCCAAGCAGUAUGUUCCCGACUGGGACGGUCUUGAAACAUUCCGUGGGAAGGUCUAUCACUCUUCUGCUUGGCCGGAAGAAGGGGUCAAUGUAGAAGGCCAAAAGGUCGCGGUGAUCGGUACCGGAUCCACUGGAAUUCAAAUCGGCCAGCAAUGGGCGAAGGACGCCGCAGAGACCUUUGUCUUCCAAAGAACACCUAACACUUGCCUUCCAAUGCGCCAGGAGCAACUUGAUGCUGUCCAGCAACAAGACAGGGGGAACCGGUUAGCUUCAUUUGCCAACAGUCGGACGACAUUUGGUGGCCUGCCGUAUGAUUACCUGCCGCGGAACUCUACGGAUGACUCGUCUGGCGAGAGGGAGGCUACCUAUGAAAGGUUAUACGAGGAAGGUGGCUUGAAACUCUGGAAUGGAUCCUACAAAGACCUGAUGGUCAAUCAUACCGUAAACCGUGAAGUGUAUGAUUUCUGGGCCAAGAAAACGCGAGCGAGAAUCAAUGACCCAAAGCUCAAGGACCUUCUUGCCCCUCUGGAGCCACUCCACGCAUUUGGUGCCAAACGACCUUCUCUCGAGCAAGAUUAUUACGAGCAGUUCAACAAGCCCAACGUGCACCUAGUGAGCAUAAAAAACAACCCGAUCUCGGAACUUCGCCCCGAGGGAAUUGUUACCGCAGACGGCAAGCUUCAUGCGGUCGACAUAAUUGCUAUUGCGACAGGCUUCGAUUCUGUCACAGGCGGUAUCAAAAAGAUGGGUAUCAAGGAUGCAGACGGCAUUGAGCUGGGCAAGAGGUGGGACGAAGGCAUCUAUACAUACCUUGGCCUCAUGGUCAGCCGUUGUCCAAAUAUGUUCCUUCCAUACAGCGCGCAUUCUCCUUCCGUCUUUUCCAAUGGACCCACGACCAUCGAGAUCCAAACCUCAUGGAUCGUCGAAAUGAUUAAGAAUGCGGAAAGGGAGGGCAUCCAAGAAAUUGAUGUCAAAAAGCAGGCCGAGCAAGCCUGGCGUGAUGAGAUCCUGGAAGUCGCAGACAAGACGCUGCUACCGACAACAAACUCAUGGUACAUGGGGUCCAACAUUCCAGGGAAGCCAGUUGAGCCUCUUUUCUAUGUCGGUGGACUUCCGCGAUACCAAGAAAAAUGUGCCGAAGCCUUGACCAACAACUGGGAAGACUUCAUCAAGGUUUGA
Messenger RNA from Penicillium arizonense, 1626 nucleotides. RefSeq names its product flavin-containing monooxygenase. The transcript has a single exon. Lineage: Eukaryota; Fungi; Ascomycota; Eurotiomycetes; Eurotiales; Aspergillaceae. The coding region runs from base 1 to 1626 and encodes 541 amino acids. The record is from RefSeq and is a predicted model, not a curated record.